AUGUCCGACGAUGUCCCGCACAUCGAAGACACCGCAAACGUGUUCCUAGCCGUGUACGCCGCGCGAGGUGGCACGAUCGGCUUCAGCGUGUACGAUAGGGACGCAAACAUGCUUGCACUGACUCAGGGCGUAGACAUCGCAGAGGAUGGCGAUGAAGAAGAAAGUUUACGAACGUACAUCGCGCGAACCGUUCAAGCCGACGUCGUGUACUGCUCGGAUGAGCUCAAAAGCAAGUUGGAAGAGAUAUUUGCCAGAGAAGGAGACCGCGUGCCAUUCGUCGUCGGCGUGACACGUCGUAUGUUUCCGAAGCCAGUCGAGUCGAUGAACAUGCUCUGCAACGUCGGCGGGUUUGCAAGUCGAGGAGAACUGGCGUCGUGCGUCGAGUUACACGACUCCGAUGCCGCAAUAACAGCCGCUGGUGCGCUGAUAUCCGCGAUGAAAAAGAACGAGGGGCUCGCACUCGCGCUCUCGACGAUUCCAGCGACAGUACAGGAGUUGUCCAUAUCGAGUUACAUGAAGAUCGAUCCAGAGUCGCUUUGCGCCAUCGGGAUCUUUGUACCCGAUGAAUUUCGUGAGGUAUCCGCGAAGUGCGAGCGAUUCAAGAAAGACGUGAACCAAAUCUUCCUAGAUUCUGUAUCCACAAGAGGUGGUAAAAGACUCCUCGAGACGUGGAUGAAGAGGCCACUUCUGAAUAUGCCUGCCUUGCAGGAGCGUCGUGACUGCGUCGAACAUCUCGUAAAAUCUGGUUGCGUCGACGUUUUGAGAAAAGGAAUGACAGCGUCAUUAGACGCAGACACCAUUCUUAUGAAGUUCACGACAGAGGCACGACAGUCCAAGACGGAUUGGACGAGAUUGGCCAACUUCUUUAAAGCCGCCUCGUCGUUUUAUGAUGUUCUGUGUGAGAUGUACCUGGACGAAACCACCAACGUCAUAUCGACGACAGUGACUCCAGCAGCCAUUCAAGACUUCAUCGACUGCGCCAAGUAUAGGUUACCGAAGUUGAAGUCGCUCGUCGAGCGCUGCAUCGAUGUCGACGAGAUUUACCUUUUGACAGAGCACGAUUCGCCCACGCUGACGUCGUACGUUCGUUCGGGCGUGUGUCGAGAGCUCGAUGAACUACGCUCCGUGCAUCACGGUCUACCAGCUCUUCUUGAACACGUUUUAAAGAUCGAGUUAGAGCGGGUUCCAUCUUUUCUGCGUAGAGACGAGUGGCUCGCGAAGCUCUCAGUGGAGUAUUUGCCUCAGGUUGGGUAUCUUUUGAGAAGUGUAGGGAUAAUUCCCGUCUCCGUUCUCGAAGAAAUGGGAUGGAAGCACGUGUUCGAUGAAGGCGAAGAGUCGUUCUACGAGUUCGACGCAGGCUUACGGCUGGCAAGUGAGAUCGGAGACAUUCUGUUCUCCAUCUGCGAUCUACAAGGGCGGCUCUUGAAUGAACUCAGAAUAGAAAUCUUAAAGCACGCCACUUUGUUUCGCGAUUUGUCAAGGUGCAUCAGUGAACUGGACGUCCUGCUAAGUUUCGCCGACGUAGCGAUAAACUAUAACAUGGUGCGCCCGAUACUCGUCGACGAUGAAACGCUGAAGAUUGAGGGCGGUCGGCACAUCCUAUACGAAUCGUUUAUCGACCAUCAGUUUGUGCCUAACGAUAUCGAGCUGCCUUCCGAUCGCGAUCGAGUUGUCAUCAUAACUGGACCAAAUGGCAGCGGGAAGACGGUGGCUCUGCAAACUAUCGGCUUGAUCACGUACUUAGCACACAUCGGGUCGUUUGUUCCCGCAAACAGAGCGACCGUUGGUCUAACGGAUCGGAUUUUCACAGGAAUGGUCAACUUCAAAGAUGACGCCGCAACAAAAACCAAAGUGAGCGAAUCAUCAUUUACUUACGCGCUCAAUCGUGUGUCUCGAAUGAUAAACAACGCCACCGAUCGGUCUCUAUGUCUCAUCGACGAGUUUGGGACACAGACUAGGAGUGAUACCGGUGCAGCUCUCUUGGCGGCCAUUGCCGAGUAUUUCGCGGAGACGGAAGCGCCACCGAAAUGUCUCUUCACCACGCACUUCAGGGAAAUUUGUGACCCGGCGAUAGUGGGACCGAUUCCUCGAUUCAUCACGCACAUGCGCAUGCGUGCCAUAGUCAAUGUGUCCGAAGCCGCCGCCGACGACGAAGAUGAAUCUGUCGCCUUGACUUUCAUCCUCGAACCGGGUGUUGCCGAUUCCUCAUACGCCAUUGAGACGUUCAAGCUCAUUGGCAUGGAAAAGGACCCUGAAGGUCGAGAAUUCAUAAAACGUUUUCAAUAUCUCAUCGACCGCGAAGAUCGCGCGCGACGCGGCGAGAAGGUCGAACCGAUCGACCCCUGGGGUGACGAAGAUCAGGACGAGCGACAGAAAGUCUUCGACGCCAUCGCCAGUCGGGCGCUCGCCGUCGCCGACGAUCUCACCGAAGAAAACGCCCGCGCUUUCGUCGAGUGGUUCGACACCGCGCUCGUCAUCGAUCGCUUUCUCGUCCCGAGCUUUAAGGAUCCAUGA
Messenger RNA from Ostreococcus tauri, 2514 nucleotides. Its product is annotated as P-loop containing nucleoside triphosphate hydrolase. The record is from RefSeq and is a predicted model, not a curated record. NCBI's taxonomy places the organism in Eukaryota, Viridiplantae, Chlorophyta, Mamiellophyceae, Mamiellales, Bathycoccaceae. The transcript has a single exon. Gene Ontology annotation, biological process: chiasma assembly; mismatch repair. Gene Ontology annotation, molecular function: ATP-dependent DNA damage sensor activity; mismatched DNA binding; ATP binding. Bases 1 to 2514 code for a protein of 837 amino acids. Gene Ontology annotation, cellular component: nucleus.